CGGGCUUCCAGUGCGCACCUUCGGGCGCGCAGCGGUGGCACAGCCUGUGAAUUGUCCUCUUCCUGCACACUCUGCACAGAAACCUGCUGUUUCUGCUCAUAUUUUUCUACAACCGAUUUUCUGGUCGAGAGUCCUCAAAGAGUCCUAAUCAGCCUUGGUUUCUUUCGAAGGAGCUUUUUUUUUUUUGAGGGGAAGGAAAGGACUAAAAAGAGGCGAUUCACUUGUUUUCCGGUGGUGAGUUUGCGCCCAGCAACAGCAGAAGAAGGAGAGCCAGCGUUCAGCACCAUGGAGAGCGGCGUGGUGCACAUUUUCAAAGAGGACCGCUGUCCCUUGGGCCAGCCGGGGCAGUGCGUCCCGAACUUCACCUGGCAGCCCGGCUUGUCGGACAUCUUCAACGACACCCCGAACGGCACCUGGGACGCGGAACCUGAGCCGAUGUCACCCAUCAUCCCCAUCAUAGUCGCCGUUUACUCGGUGGUGUUUGUGGUGGGCUUGGUGGGCAACUGUUUGGUGAUGUAUGUCAUCAUCAGAUACACCAAGAUGAAAACAGCCACCAACAUCUACAUCUUCAACCUGGCGGUGGCCGACGCCCUGGUUACCACCACUAUGCCCUUCCAGAGCACUGACUACCUGCUCAGUUCCUGGCCGUUUGGCGAGGUGGCAUGCAAAGUCUUCAUCUCCAUCGACUACUACAACAUGUUCACCAGUAUCUUCACCCUGACGAUGAUGAGCGUGGAUCGCUACAUUGCUGUGUGUCACCCGGUCAAGGCUCUGGAUUUCCGUACGCCAGUGAAGGCAAAGAUCAUCAAUGUGAUCAUCUGGGUUCUGUCCUCGGCUGCUGGGAUUCCUGCCAUGGUCCUUGGCAACACCAACACCAACAACGGAACCACAGAAUGUGCUUUACAGUUCCCUGAUCCCUACACCUAUUGGGACACCCUGAUGAAGAUAUGUGUUUUCAUCUUUGCCUUUGUGGCGCCCCUCAUCAUCAUCACUGUCUGCUACACCCUGAUGGUGCUGCGGCUGAAGAGCGUGCGCCUCCUGUCUGGCUCGCGCGAGAAAGACCGCAACCUUCGACGGAUCACCCGUCUGGUUCUGGUGGUGGUUGCGGUAUUUGUGGUGUGCUGGACCCCCAUCCACAUCUUCAUCCUGGUCAAAGCGUUGUCAGCCAACGUGCCCGAGACCACCGCUGUUAUGGCUGCCUACUUCUUCUGCGUGGCGCUGGGCUACACCAACAGCAGCCUCAACCCCAUCCUUUAUGCAUUCCUGGAUGAGAACUUUAAGAGGUGCUUCAGAGACUUCUGCUGCCCUGGAGGGCGGGGUCAUGGUGACUGUCACGGGGUGAGCAGAGUGAGGAGCACGCUUCGGGAUCACACCUGCGCCACCGAAGGGAGGGGUGACGGGAGACAAGCCAGGCCCGUAUGACUAGCCAUGAACAUGUCCUCCAGGCCGUACCAGAGCUGGGAGGACUCCAUUGAUCUGUGUUUGACUCAAAUCACUACCACAAUCUGAGAAGUAGUAUCAGUAUUGAUUAAUAAAUCCCAUGAAAAGACCAAAACCAAGAGUGAUUUGACCCCACUUCAUCUCAUUUAUGAAAGCAACAUCUCUGCAUGUUUUUUUUUUUGUUUUGUUUUAUUUCCAACAGGCUAGGUAUGCAUUCGAUUUAUAUCAAAAUUCAAUAUUAUGAUCCUCCCAUGAAGUCAGAAUUUGAACUUUUGGAAGCAACCUCAACCUGCAAAUCCAACAUGUCUGAAAAUUACAGUCUAUUAAUUUGCGUUAAAAAAUCCAAUCAAACUAGCAACAAGGGACCGUAGUAUUUGAACUCUGGUAGGGAAAUUAUUACUACGUUGCUUUAAUACACAAUUACUGCAAUUUCAGACAGAGAGUAAAAAUAUAUUCCCUGAUUAUUUUAGGAAAGGCAUUAAUUGUAAGCAUUUUUUCAGCUUAUUAUCAAUAGUUCUUAAUUGGUGUUUUUGUGAUUUGGAGUACAAUAUAUUUGCCAACUCCUUUUUGACGAUACACCUUUGUGAAAUAUUCAGUAUCUCCUUAACGCUGAGAGAACUUCAAGGCUAAAACCAAUAUGAAGAUAGCAUAUAUGUAAAAUAAAAUACAUCCGCACGUGUCUAAUGAGCACAAAACUAUCUUGCUGGGUGUAAAUUUCUGCUUAGCACUUCAUCUUUAUAGCUUGGUAUUUGUGCACUUGUGAAUGUGUGAUGAAUCCUAUUAUGUGAUACUGGAGGGAUAAUUUAAAUAUCAAUAUGCAGACUUCGUUUUAACCACACACAUGGGCAGUGUUCUAGAAGGAAACUUUAAUAACCACCAACCUCUGAAUUUACACAAGCACAGUACUUUUUAGAUUGUGUACAUAAAAUAUAUUUAAUGUCACAAAGCUUGGCUUAUAUUAGCUGAAAUAUGCAUCCUGCUUUUUUAUUGCAAAAAAAUCUUCCUGAGACUUUACUGCCUUGCUUUUUUCUUGAAUACAGUAAAAUAGUGGUCAGUCUGACUGAAUUGAAUUGUGUAUGUUCUAAAGAUUAGCUUCAAAGUUAUAUUACUGAAGUAGUGCUAUUAGGAAGUUGUUAUUGUGCCUUGUUUUUGUGCCUUCAUUCUUCUAUUAAUUUUAUUUUUACUCAUAUUUAUGAUAGUAUCUUGUCAAACUAUCAGUCUUACAGUUGAUAUCCCAACUAUUUUAGUCAGUGUUGUCUCUCAUAUUAUGUUUCCUUGACAUUUUAAAACUUUAGUCAUGAACAAAAAUCUUUUAAUUUGAGCUCAGCUCUGGGAGUCAAGCAUGCAAAAAGUGCCCCUCGUGUCGCAUCUGAUAUUUCAAUGUAUAUUAGCUUUGGGUGUCAAAUGACGCUUUGUAAAUGCAGUAUUAAGUCAGAAUAAAUAAGUAAAAAAGUUGGAAAUUAGUUUUUUUCCUUUCUUUUUGGCAGUGUGGCUGUUAAAAAAACAAAAAUGCAGUUGUUAUUCACAUCCAUAUGGGUUCCAAAAAGACACAAAUCACCCAUGAAAUUAUUUCUCACCUUACCAUGACUGCUUUUUUUUUUUUCUUUUUUGCAUUACUCAAUUCAGCUCACAUACAAUGGCAGCGUUUCCAUGGUGAGAAUGCUGACUGAAAGACGGUGGCGGUCCAAGGCUUGUUUCAUUAAUUGUAAGGGACUUUGUGCUGUGGCCUUGCAGAGGAAUUUGAAAAGAGAAUAAAAACUGUCCCAAUCUGACAAAUCAAGGUUACGUUAAAUCAAAGACGCGAGAAGAAGUUAUUCUGAAGGCGUGACACCUGUGCUACACAUAAAAAGUGUACAGAGAAAUUAGUUUAAGACAGUUUUUUUUUCACGAUUGAGUCAUUAUUGCCAAAAAGCCACCCACAUUUUUUCAGUUUUUUGUAAGCCACUGAAAUUUCAAUCCAUCU
Molecule: messenger RNA, 3403 nt
Organism: Xiphophorus maculatus (southern platyfish)
Lineage: Eukaryota; Metazoa; Chordata; Actinopteri; Cyprinodontiformes; Poeciliidae
Gene: oprk1
Product: delta-type opioid receptor-like
Exons: 4
Coding region: 286-1422 (378 amino acids)
Biological process (GO): neuropeptide signaling pathway; G protein-coupled opioid receptor signaling pathway; sensory perception of pain
Cellular component (GO): membrane; neuron projection
Molecular function (GO): neuropeptide binding; dynorphin receptor activity
Source: RefSeq, a predicted model, not a curated record